UCCUGCCUUAGCAAUCAUCAGAUCAGGUCAGAGAGAGAGAGAGAGGGAAGAAGGAGAAGGAGAAGGAGAAGGAGAAGAAGAAGAAGCAAGCGUGCUGCUCUCCAAUGGGAGAGUGGAUAAACAAUUGCUGUGUCGUCUUGUCAUUUGAUGCCCGAACUGGAAGAAAACCCCUCCACUCCAUAGCCCUCUCUCUCACCUAAAUUCCGUAACUCAAUCAACCCCCACAGUUGAACCCAGGAAAACCCGUCUUGGAUUUCAAUCACGUAUCUUUAAUGUACACGCUAUCUACUUGGGUGUGAUUCUUGAUUCUGCCGUUGCUGCUCCAAAAACCCAUUUCGUCUCUUACUGGGUAAGUCCUAAAGAUCGAAUCUUUCCUUCAGGAUCUGCUGUUUUAUUGGUCCAUUGCAUCGGGGCUUGAUUGAGCUCGAUCCGGUUAGCUCUUGUAUGAAAGAUUUGUGGCUUUCGUCUCAAUCAUGAGUUACUUGCGUGCUGAAUCUGAAUUUCCGGAGCUCGUUGGUCGAAGUCUCCGAAUCUGAACGGGAAAAUUCAUUUGAAGAUGCUUGCUUUGGAUAUUCAAGGAGGCACAUUACUGGGUGUGAAGUUUUCCGCACCAGCUCUAGUCGGGUUCAGAUCGGUCGGGUCGACGGAGAUGUAAUAUGAUUUGUGUGGAAUCGUGCUGAAACAGCUUGGAGAUGGAGCAGAUAGUCUCCCAGUUUCUUUUAAAGAGCUUGCACAUCAUUCUUGAUUCGAGGAUUCCUUCUCUUCACCCGGCUGAUCGCAGUAACGAAUACGCGCCGGCGUCUCGGAUCAGAAAGAGCGACAGAUGGUUCAAUCUAGUUCUAGGAGACCGCCCUGCAGCCCUGGACAAUUUAAAUUUCUGGCACCGAAACCUGAGCGACCCGAUGAUCAUCGACAUAAUCCUCGUCCACGAGGGGUCCAAUUCAUCAUCUGUGGACAAUAUUUAUGGCAACUCGGCAUCACGAGCGCCAUCUAUUGAGACCGUAAUAGAGAGGUGGACUGUCCAUUAUGAGUCCCCGCGGGGUACUCCUCAGGCUAAUGAUUCGCUCGCCCAGAAGAAGACAUACAAGAAGUUGAUUUUACUCUUACGGGCUCUUUACGCACAGAUGAGACUUCUCCCUGCAUAUCGUAUCUUCCGACAGCUAAGUUCAUCGACUCAGUCUUAUGACUUCGAUAUCAUUUACAAAGUUUCCUCGUUCAGCGAUCCAUUUUCUCGGGCAGAAGAGGAGAUGAUGAAUGAUUAUACAUUUUCUCCUAUAGAGGCUUCUCCUGGACGCAUUUGUCUGUCGGUUUCAUAUCGUAAGACACUGUCCGAUUUCAACCUUGAGCCAGCAACAUCUUUAAUUCCAAGGAUCAUAACUGAUUAUGUCGGAAGCCCUGCAACAGAUCCUCUUAGGUCCUUCCCGUCUUCUGACGGAGGCACCGAAGCUAUUUCCUUUCCCUUGACGGGCACAAGACCGCCAGCGUCAUCUCCAUUUCAGCGCCACAGCUGGACUAGUGGGAUCCAUCGGGGCGCUCACAUUGCUCAUGGCUCCCCGCCCACAUAUGGCUCAUAUGGGUCCCCAUCGCCGCCUACUGAUCAUUUUGCUCAUCGAGCCCAAAGCUAUAGACUGUCAAAAAGAACUGCUAGUUUCGAUGAGUACCAGCUUUCUCCUCCUUUCUCGCCAGCUUCUUCCCCUUCUCCGCCGGCCCAUUUCCUGGGUAGUAAUCCUGCCCAGCAGGGUCGCCUUAGGUCGGGAACUGCCCCUGUUACAAUCCCACAUCCAAUGGCAAGUGGGACGACCCGGUAUGCUACUCCUAAUUUAUCCGACCCAUAUAGGCAUUCUCUGCCCCCUCCAUCACCAAGAAGCUCGAGGCUCGACACUUCAUCCCAUGAAUCCCCAUCAGGUAUCAGACUAUACAGGAAACCAGAAAUCUCAAGAACCGGGGAGUCACAUCUUGGGACAAACAGCCCUCAUGCUGGUCAUAAGAUCAUGAGAGAUUAUCGGGACGACUCUGGGCGCUUUUCGGGAUUGCUGUCUUCUAGUGGCUCGCCACGAAUUGGAUUUUCUAGAAGCUCGAGUAGGUUAUCUUUUCAGGAUGAUUUGGAUGAUGGAGACUUCUCUUGCCCGUUUGAUGUGGAUGAUGUCGAGACAUCUGACUCCCCUGUAAGCCAUAAUCUUGAGGGUAAAAGGGCUUCAGAGUUCACAUCGUCGUCCCCAAUGGGUACCAAAUCUCAGGACGCUGCAGUGGGCGUCCUGGUCCGCACGCUGAGAACAGCUCCGCCUCUGAGACAAGAUCCAAGCUGCUACUCCACUCACUCCUUUAAAACCGAACAGGAGGGAGGAGUAGCCACGGCCUCUGGGUUUUUCAUGCCACGUAAGACGACAGAUGCCCUUGAAGAGCUCAGGAGCUACCGGGAUAUGAAAGACCUCCUGCUUUCGAAAAGUGGGACCCGUGUUUUUACCAGAGAAGAAGCCUGAGCCAAGCAUCCUCGCCGCCACCAGUGAAAUCUUCGCCCAGUUGUGAAAAUGCAGAUCUUUGAGCUUCUGAUGAAUUGCUGGAAAUGAACACCAGUAGUUGCUGGGAAGUGAAGCAUUCAAUGAGAAUUAUAGGUGCCCGCGAAAAGGUGGAAUUAAACUUUUGUACAUAUGUGACUGGAAACUGAUUGUGAGCACAAAUGAACUAGCUGCUGCGUCUUCAUCAUUAGUGUUUAUCAAUAUGAACUCAUCGUUCUUUCUCGAGUUCUCCACAGAAAUUUCGUUUUUUUUUUCAA
Messenger RNA from Punica granatum (pomegranate), 2773 nucleotides. Lineage: Eukaryota; Viridiplantae; Streptophyta; Magnoliopsida; Myrtales; Lythraceae. The record is from RefSeq and is a predicted model, not a curated record.